CACAGGAACAUCACACCUGAUUGUUAAAGUCCAAGUCAAUCCAGAUCUUUCCAAUGAACAUCAAUGCCAAAAACAAGCAGAUCUGACGGUUGAACCACAGACAGAACACAACAGACACAACACUUCUCAGAGAAUUGUCUUGUUUUCUUCUUAAGCAGAUGUUUUCAUAAACCUGACCUGAAGGAUAUUUUAUUGAAGGUGUUUCUCUUUACCCUCCAGCUCUCAUCACCUCCUUUGUGUUGGAAAAUUGGAUUUCUUUUGUAAACACAUCGAGUAGUUUUACGGUUGCUGCAGCAAAAAGUAGAUUUAUAGGCUUUUCUGCACUUACAACUGUAGUGUUUACUUUGCACACUUCCUUUCCCAGCAUGCAUCUCCAGAUCAAUCCGAUACUCUGUUAUCAGUCAGGCAGAGCUUUAAAAGCCGUCCGCUCUGGAGCAGCAGACCAUCAUCUUCUCUCUGCGGUUAGGCAGCCAUGUCAGGGAAAACUGCUCUUCUCUUUGCCCUCCUGGUGGUUCUGCUGGUCUCCAGCUCGGCCUCCCCGGCUAAGGCAGACGGGGGGACCGGGGCCCUGGCUCACAAAGGGGCGGAGCCAACCGGCAGGAUGAGGGUAGCCACCCGAGAGCGGAGGCGGGCGCACCUGACAGAGGAUGAACGGGAAAUGAUGACCAAGCAGAUCGUGCAGGCCCUGUCAGGACUGGUCUGUUCGCAGAGGUGAUGAACUCUGACUGCAUGUCGGAUCGGGACUACCGGGGCUGGCUGGACUUUGGGAGGAGGGACGCAGAAUGAGGCCACCGGCGACGACCUUGUGGGUCCAUUUUUGAUCGGACUGUACAGAAACUGAAUGCUUGCAGCCUUUCAGAAUAAAAGUUUGACAGCA
Oryzias latipes (Japanese medaka) is the source of this 877-nucleotide messenger RNA. Lineage: Eukaryota; Metazoa; Chordata; Actinopteri; Beloniformes; Adrianichthyidae. The record is from RefSeq and is a predicted model, not a curated record.